ACCCCACGACCAAAUUAAACCAAUAAGCUGCAACCGCCAGCGCACACGGGGGAGAUGGGGAGAGCACCCUGCUGCGACAAGGCGACGGUGAAGAAGGGGCCAUGGUCGCCGGAGGAGGACGCGAUGCUCAAGAGCUACAUCGAGGAGCAUGGCACCGGGGGCAACUGGAUUGCGCUGCCACACAAGAUAGGGCUGAAGAGGUGCGGCAAGAGCUGCCGGCUGAGGUGGCUCAACUACCUGAGGCCCAACAUAAAGCACGGCGACUUCACCCCGGAGGAGGACGGCGUCAUCUGCAGCCUCUACAUUAGCAUAGGGAGCAGGUGGUCCAUCAUCGCCGCGCAGCUGCCGGGGAGGACGGACAACGACGUGAAGAACUACUGGAACACCAAGCUGAAGAAGAGGCUCCUGGGGCGGCGCAAGGACCACCGCCACCACCACCACAGCGCGGCCGAUGCGGCGGCCACCGGCGAGAGCACGAACGACGGUGAGCCGGCGGCGGCGCUGAGCGCGUCGGCCAUGGAGAGGAUCCAGCUCUGCAUGCAGCUGCAGUCGACCCACCACCAGCACCACCCCUUGCCCCUCAUGUGGCCUGGAUGCAACGUCGUCAGUGGGAGCGGCGUUGCCAGUACUCAGAGCAACAACAGCUUCAACAGCAACGGCAGCAGCAGCAGCGUGACAGUAGCCGAACAAGGGCAGCUGAUGAACGACCAGCAGCACCUCAUGACUGCGCAGCUGGAGGCGGGUGCUGCUGCUGCUGCCGCCAUAGACAACGGCCUCGCCGCCUCGCCGUCGAGCGCGGAGAACUCCAACAUCAUCGUCAGCAUGGAGGCCGAGCUCCAAGAGCUGCUCUACGGCGGUGCUGCUGAUGACGGCAGCCGAGGAGGGAAGGCCGUGGACGGCGGCGGCGGCGUAGUGCAGCAGGUGGAUGUUGCGGAGUGGUGGAGCUAUGACGACCAGCAGGGGAAGUCGUCGUCGUCGCCGGUGGCGGUGGGUUGCUGGGACUUCACCCCUGAACCCAACACGGCGUUCCUGGACUACGCGUCGGUCUACGACAUCUGAUAGCUUGGUCGGAGCCGUGAAGAACGAAGCUGUGAAUUAAGUUAGAGAGGUGAUACAUAGUAGGGAUUUGUCUACGUACAACGACAUAAACUGGACUAAGCUAGCAUCUCGUAUAAGAAACUCCUAUCUAGCAACAUGUAAGGGGUAAAUUGAUUAAAUAAAUAAAUGUACUUAAAUACACCUGCCACAGCCUAGCUAUUAGCUUGGCAUGUUUCGGACAAAGAACAGAGACAAGGGACCUAUAUCAUGCUGACAGAACAAGUCAAGUUAAUUAGCGAAGUUGUUUAAUUAGGCUGCUUUUGUUG
Molecule: messenger RNA, 1364 nt
Organism: Zea mays
Lineage: Eukaryota; Viridiplantae; Streptophyta; Magnoliopsida; Poales; Poaceae
Product: transcription factor MYB36
Exons: 3
Coding region: 55-1059 (334 amino acids)
Source: RefSeq, a predicted model, not a curated record